UUAUCAUUCCCCUGAGAUAUAGAGACACAGCGCCAUUAUCGUCGUUAUUUUCCCAUUCAUUAUUUAAUCUCUGAUUUCUGUACACUUUUCAACUUCAGCAGAAGAAUCGCCAUCCAAAAUUCAAAUUUGAACAAAAAAUAAAAGAUAAAUAGAAGUGAAAUUAUUUCUUCUGCUGUAGGAAAGAAAAAGAAAGAAAUGAGUUCGAUUCAUUUGAUUAACACUCUUUCUGCUCCGCUUCGCUCCUUUUCUCCGUCCCUUUUUCCUCAAUGCCAUUCCCCUCGUCGUCCUUCCGCCGUCCCGAAACGGCGUCGUUUUUCACACUCCGCUAGGUUCCGCCUUGCCUCCGGUCCAACCGUGAAUUCUGUUCCGCGCGAGAAUGGAACAUACACGGUUGCUGAUUUCAUGACAACGAAGCAAAAUUUAUAUGUUGUCAAAACCACCACCACUGUUGAUGAAGCUCUGGAGGCUCUCGUCAAUAACAGAAUCAGCGGUCUUCCGGUCAUCGAUGAUGACUGGAAUCUGGUUGGAGUUGUUUCAGAUUAUGACUUGUUAGCUAUUGAUUCGAUAUCAGGAGGUCCUCAAAGUGAUGCAAAUUUAUUCCCCGCUGUUGAUAGUUCUUGGAAAACAUUCAAUGAGAUACAAAAGCUUCUUAGUAAGACUAAUGGCAAAGUUGUCGGUGACUUGAUGACUCCAACACCACUUGUUGUUCAUGAAUCGACUAGUCUUGAGGAAGCUGCUAGGCUGUUGCUUGAAACAAAAUAUCGUCGACUACCUGUGGUAGAUGAUGAUGGAAAGCUGGUUGGACUUAUUACAAGGGGGAAUAUUGUUAAGGCAGCCCUGUUGUCAAAACGCGCUGGAGAGUGGUGACUGGUCCCAUAAUUUGAGAAAACAUUAUCCAAAUUGCUUUGCUUUCAGGUUGUGCGGGCGAAAGUCAGCAUAACCUCAUUAUUAUUAGCCACGUAUAAUGCAUGUAGUCAUCAUCUAAUUGAUGUUUAGACUGUUACGUACGUAUAUACCAGGCCAAAAGAGGAGCUGACGGCAACUUUUGAUGGCCUCCUCAGAUCUUCUAGUGGCGGGCAUUAACCAUUUAAAGGGAAUUCGAGAAGUGAUUUAUCGGUCUCCUUUCUUGACAUAGUUUGUGCAUUUAGCUUGGAGACGUUAUAUCCAUUUCAUCUUUAUCUAGUCUUUGUUAAAUCUGACAUGAGGUUGGAAUAGAUCCUUUUUAUCCUGUAUUAUAAACUUAUAUUGUAAAUUGCUUAGGGUUUUAAUUUAUAUGUAAUUAUGUCCGGUCCUCUUUCAUAUUGGAUUAUUCUCGAGGUUCUAAAGUCUUAUCCGUAUUUACCCAGUUCAUUGUUAAAUUGGAUUAGUCAGUGUUUUAUAGACGGGGUCAAGGCCAAGAGAUCCCAUAACGAGUUGACAGACAUUUUC
Messenger RNA from Abrus precatorius (Indian licorice), 1428 nucleotides. RefSeq names its product CBS domain-containing protein CBSX2, chloroplastic-like. Bases 196 to 867 code for a protein of 223 amino acids. The transcript has 8 exons. NCBI's taxonomy places the organism in Eukaryota, Viridiplantae, Streptophyta, Magnoliopsida, Fabales, Fabaceae. The record is from RefSeq and is a predicted model, not a curated record.